AUGAGUAUUGAUAUCAUCAUUCUUGAUGAAUUUUUAAAUAAUAUACGACAAGAAUUACAGAAAAAUCAAACACUUUCUCAUCUAACAAUUGAAAAACUACUUUCAAUUCGAAUUCCAAAGAAUCAUACAGAAAAUAGCUUCAAUAUAGACGUCGAACAAAAUUUGCUUGAUAUCUUUGUUGAGAUAUUAAUAAAAAAUCCUGGUUAUUGUUUAAAUCAAUCAAUUGUUGAUAGGCUAGAAAUAGCUCUUUUAUCCAAAAAGAUCAAUAAAAAUAUUCUAGAUGCAUAUAAGGAAGUUAUCAAACGUACACAAUGUCAAACAAAUAAUUUUUCUCGUGUAUUAGACGUUUUCAUAGAUAUUUUAGAUGAGAACGGUAGCUAUUUUAAAUAUCAUUUCGACAUACUUGUAUGUCUUGCUUUGGCAUCUGAAGCUACAACAAUUUCAACAUUAGAACCUUUCGAAAUUAAUCUUUUCAGUGAUGAAGGUAUAAUUCGUAGCUGGUCAUUUCGAGGAUUAAGAGCAGCUUAUGAAAGAAAAUAUCAAUCUUUAGAAUUUCAAGAAUGGUGUGAUAAUAUUAUUGAUAAACUAGUAGAAAAUACUAAAUCCGAAGUUCACUUUAAUUUAGACUUAUUCGAAACUAUCACUUCAGUGAAAUAUAUCGACUUUGAGAAAAUUCGUGAUAAGUCACAAGAUCAGUGGAAUAGAGAACUGUUAAUAUUCGAUUUAAUAGAAAGAUUCAAAAUAAGUGAAGGAGAACGUUUUCAUUUUUAUAAAACUUGGCUUGAAAUUGAAGAACUUGAAGAAUUUCAGAAUGACAAAAGUAACAUAUUAUUGAAGUUAUUACAUCGUAUUCUAUUGAAUAAUAAAAUGUCGUUUAAUGAAUUUUAUGACGGAAUAAAAAUUUUAAAUAGAAUUGAUUUUGAAAAUGCAUAUGAAAUCUUAUCAAAUAGUCGGAAUCCUUGUCUAGAUUUACAGAAAAGAUGUCUAACAAAAUUGCUCGAUCAACGCUUAUCGAAAAAAGAAGACAUCAAUAGUAAAUAUAUUGAUGAUCUAGCAUCGAAUAUGAUAUCUAAAUUUGGCUUAAACAUUAGUUAUAAACUUUUUGAUGCCUUAGAAAAUAUCGAUAGUUUAAGAGAAUUUGAAAAUAUUUUGAAUUUUGCUCAAGAAAACAAUAUCGAAAUAUCUGAUAUCUAUGUUAAAGAAACAACAAUUUCAAUAUUAAAGAGAUCUUUAGAAAUAAAAUUCUUAGGCAAGAAAAUAGUUAAAACUGAUCGUUUGAAAUUAGCUCUUAAUAUUGAUAAUUUAUUAGGUAAAAAUUGGAAUUUUGAACAAUUAAAUGAAAUUUUUAGUAAACUUAAAAUCUCUGAUAACGUAGAGAAAAGAGUAAAAGAAGAAAAUUUUCUGUAUGUUUUAGAAAUAUUGUCGCAAUAUAAAAUUUCUCCUACGCCAGAAAAUCAAGAAAAAGUUUUAUUAGCUCUAAACAAACCACCUGAGAAAUGGUUGCGAGAAGUCAAUAGACUUACAGUUGAAAGUAAUUUUUCCAAAAUACGUGAAAUAAGAAGUGCAGCAGGAUUAAUAGAAGAAUUAGGAAAUAUCAAUUCUAAUGAUGAAGAUUUGAAAAAUUUCAUGAGGAUACAUUUGCUGGAGAUCAUAGAAAAAAUCAAAAGUUCUGAUUUAAUUUCUCGAGUAUUAGACAAUACUAUCAAAGAUCAGUCAAUUUACAUCGCUCAAUGGACAGAAGAACAAAUACGACAGUGGGCACAUAUAGUAAAAGAGAAUGUCGAUUACUGGACUAAGAUAAAUGAUUUUACUAUUGAAGCUCUAGCAGUUAUAAAGCAAGCGAAUUUCUUACAUACUAAAUUUCAUCUAACCGAUGCUCAGAUUUUAAGUUGUUUAAUUUCUUUAAAUGCAAAUGUUGAUAAAGGAAGAUUACUACAAAUAGGAACUGGUGAAGGUAAAUCAACGAUUAUAAGUGUAUUAGCAGUAAUUCAUGCUUUAAAAGGCAAGAAAGUAGAUAUCAUUACGAGUUCACCAGUACUUGCAGAAAGAGAUGCGAAAGAAAAAGAAAAAUUCUAUAAUAUGUUUAACCUUCAAUGUAGUGAUAACAACGAUAAGUCACUUUAUUUGGCAGGUCCUAAAAAAUGUUAUAGAAAGGAGAUCGUUUAUGGUGAAGCAACACAAUUUCAAUUUGAUACUUUGAGAACAGAAUAUGC
This is a messenger RNA of Rotaria sordida, 2213 nucleotides long. NCBI's taxonomy places the organism in Eukaryota, Metazoa, Rotifera, Eurotatoria, Philodinida, Philodinidae. The record is from the annotation of a GenBank genome assembly.